GGAAAAUCUCAGAGAGGAUACCGAUGACUGAGGGAGCAGCACUGUCUGACUGACUGACUAACUGUUCCUCUUCUAGGCCGAUAACAACACUCACAGCACGGUCAUGUCUAGCGUCAUCUACAGCAGGAACAAAUCCGACCAUAACUGCACCAACGUGGACAGCCUGAUGAAACUCUACUACCUGCCUAUCAUGUACAGUGUCAUUUUCGCUGUGGGGCUGCUGGGUAACAUCACCUCCAUCGCCAUCUACUUGGCCAAGCUACGACCCUGGAAGUCUAGCUGUAUCAUCAUGUUCAACCUGGCAUUGACGGAUCUUCUGUAUGUUCUGAGUCUGCCUUUCCUGGUCUACUACUACACCAACGGUGAAUCCUGGACCCUGGGCAACUUCAUGUGUCGCUUUGUGCGUUUCGGGUUCCACUUUAACCUAUAUGGUAGUAUACUGUUUCUCACCUGUUUGGCUGUGUUUCGAUAUGUAGUCUUGACAAAUCCUCUGAGGACGGUGCAGGUGCAGCAGAAGAGGUGGGGUAUCUUGGCGUGCGCCGCAGUCUGGGCUAUAGCCGGGGCGGAGAUUGUGCCCAUGCUCACCAUGAUCACCAUGGAGAAUAAAAACAACAAGACCCAGUGUUUGGACUUUGCUAGCGGCGACCCGGCUUUAGUGUGGUGGUACAGCUGGCUGCUGACCGUGCUGGGCUACCUGCUGCCCCUGGUGGUGGUUGUGUUGUGUUAUGCCGGUAUCGCCCGGGAACUAGCCAAAGGGCCCCACACCCACAGCCCUUGCCGGGUGCGGGCACGCCGCCUCACCAUACUGAUCCUGGUGGUGUUCGUGGUAUGCUUCCUGCCGUACCACGUCCUGAGGAUCCUAAGAGUAGACACCAGGAUGAAGCCUGAGUCGUCAUGUAUGGUGGAGCACUGGGUCCACGCCGCUUAUAUCAUAUCCAGGCCCAUAGCGGGGCUCAACACCUUCUUUAACCUGGCUCUGUACACCCUGGCCGGGGACAAGUUCAAGCAGGCCUUCCUCAGUGUGUUCCACUGGGGCCCCUGGUGGAUCAAGUUCAGGACUCACCUCAAACUCAGCCAGGCUGUCGUCAGUAAGCCCAGUAACACAGCUUCAGCCGUAAGGACAGUAGCCACGGAUAUGGCCAUCCAUAGACAGGAAAUAUAAUACAGUGUUCUACUUCAUUCUGUGUGGACAUUACUACCAUGGCAAUAUAUUGUCCUACAAUACUGUGUAUACUGUACUGUAAAUAGAAAACCUUUUAUCAGAUUUUAUUAUAUGCCAGUAUGAGGUUUACAACAUUGAUGUGGUUUCUAUAAAAAUAUUAGAUACCUAUAAAGGGUGACUUUAUAUAUACUGUAUACUCUAAUUGAUAUUGCCAUAUCACUUCAUUAUA
This is a messenger RNA of Oncorhynchus nerka (sockeye salmon), 1391 nucleotides long. RefSeq names its product 2-oxoglutarate receptor 1-like. Bases 104 to 1162 code for a protein of 352 amino acids. Gene Ontology annotation, molecular function: G protein-coupled receptor activity. The transcript is spliced from 2 exons. Gene Ontology annotation, cellular component: plasma membrane. The record is from RefSeq and is a predicted model, not a curated record. Gene Ontology annotation, biological process: G protein-coupled receptor signaling pathway. NCBI's taxonomy places the organism in Eukaryota, Metazoa, Chordata, Actinopteri, Salmoniformes, Salmonidae.